GUUGUGGUACUUUUCAACUCCGCGAUUGAGAUAUUCUUAAUUUUGAUUCCGGGCACCAAUUACGUAAAAGUCGGUUGAAGCAUUGUCCUCGCUCUUUUUGUUCAAUGAAUCGUGUGUGGACUUUCUCAAGAACAAUAAGGUUGGGAGGUCAAUGGUCCACAUCAGUCCAAACUACAUAAAUCGUUGUUCUCAACUGGUCAAAAUGUAUUCCAUCCCUCGCCUCGUUUCUUCAACCGUCAUCGUUGCUUUCUACUAUCGGUGCUGGGCCACCUGAUCAUUCAUUCACUAAAGACGUCCUUGCAAUUGCUAUUAUUUCAAGUCAAACACUCUACGUCCUUAACCAUCUCCUAGACAUCAACUAUCUUUUCUAUCUUGCAUAAUGGUCGGCCCACGAGCAUAUAUUUUCUUUGGACUCAAUGUUGUCCGCUUCUUGAGCAUUGUGUCUCUCAUACUGGUCUUUGCCAGCAGUAUCUUCGUUAUAGUCACAGACGUCGAAGCUGUUAACACGUUUGAGGCUGCAAGGCAAAGUGGCAAUGUCACAGCGCAAGAUUUUGCUGACUGUGAAUAUAUCGAGAACAGCACCGUACCCAACCAGAUUGGCGGCGUUUUCUGGGCCAUCAUCAACCGCCUCCUUAUUAUCUUCCAAGUUGUCAUACUUUUCCUUUCUGAAAUUGGCUGGCCAUCCACUUUCUUUGAUCGCUUCUUCCCUGUGCUUGGUUCUGGCUUUGGACUUGGUGCUCUCGGUAUCUUCCAAGGACUUAUCGGAGCUGCAGUCCUCUCACAGCAUGUAGAUGACUUCACCCUUGUUUCCGCUUUUUUCCUUUUCGUCCUUGGCUGUAUAAACAUGUUCCUCGGUCUUCUCUUCCGGGAAUCGGCCAAGCGUAGACGUUCAAUUACGUUAUGGCGUGAAGGCGCCAAGGAUGUAUUGCCGACCAACCUGCGUCAUACUACCAACCUCAAUCUCGACCGCUCUAACUCUGGGCAGUCAUCCUCCUCUUCGACAGUAUAUGACGAGAAGACUAGGGAUGUUACGGAGUUCGGUGCAAUGAGGAAUCCAAGCAGAGCUGGUUACGGCUUUGGGCGCCAAGGUGAAAAGGCUGCAGGCCUCAAAGGCUUCUUGAUCUCCAAGCCUAUUGAGAGUCGCCCCCGCUAUGCACCUCGUCCCACUAGCGUUCCUUCCCGGUCCUCUCGUUCCCCCUCUCCUGAGCCUGAACCUCAUUUCGCCUCCAGCGGUUCCGCGAUUUGAUGAAAGUACAGACGCUUCCUAUCACUAAGAACUAUCAUGACGCUGCACGCAUGUCAUCAACAUGACCGGACUUACAUGGUCUACUUACAUGUGUACAAGUACGGACAACCCCAGCGGGAACGCUGGUCUCACGUCGAUAUAUUUACUGUAUGGUGUACACUAUUUUGUGCUGUAUUGGACAAUUGUAUGUUCAUUAGCAUUUCAUAUUGCAAUUAAUAGGGUUUGAAUGUAAGCUGACUCGAUUUCUGAUUUCUGCGAAAGUGUUCUUUGAUUGAUACUUGAAGCUUGAAGACUAAAAUACCCAAUUGAUGAAUGGGCUCUCG
Molecule: messenger RNA, 1569 nt
Organism: Suillus bovinus
Lineage: Eukaryota; Fungi; Basidiomycota; Agaricomycetes; Boletales; Suillaceae
Exons: 6
Coding region: 380-1246 (288 amino acids)
Source: RefSeq, a predicted model, not a curated record